This is a messenger RNA of Trichophyton rubrum CBS 118892, 1736 nucleotides long. RefSeq lists its product as uncharacterized. Lineage: Eukaryota; Fungi; Ascomycota; Eurotiomycetes; Onygenales; Arthrodermataceae. The transcript is spliced from 2 exons. The record is from RefSeq and is a predicted model, not a curated record. Bases 593 to 1564 code for a protein of 323 amino acids.
GUUUCAUAGUUACAUGUCACAUGACAUAACUAUGUAAAAAUUGUGUAAGCAGCAGGUUUAGUCAUCCAGCGAAAGUUUGGUCCAUAUGGUCAGUGCCUCAACCACCCAAAGAGAAACUGAUGAUGUCAAGCUUGGUCAAGACAGAGGCAAAGAGUACUUAAUACAAAUCUGUUUUCCUUUCUUUCUUCCUCUCUUCUUCAAGAAAUGUUAGAUUUCUGGCUACACUUGUACUCUAAAAGCUGUGAUAUGCUGGUAGACUGAACGCGUCAGAAAUACUGGUUAUCAGGAUGCAGGCUUUCGGUGAGCUCUCUGUUUUUAACAUCCCAUAGUGUAAUUUCAACCAAAAUUUGAAAAUGACUAUUCGAGCUACGCUAUUUAUACGUUGAAUCGCUGACUAUUGAAUCUCACCUUACAGUUCCUAAGAGCCGGAGGGUAUAAAAUAACCAAAUACCCUACACUUCUCUGUUCCUGCUCUGACUUACUGCUUACUCUGAUCAUCUCUUAGCCUAGAUUUACACUGAGCCUACGUGUAUGUAGGACUAGUUUCCCCAAGUGUGGUGGCAUCCACUAACACGCACGACAGAUCAUUGAUAUGAUCAAUGUCCCUUUGGUAGUUGGUACUGCAUACGUCAAAUGGCAACUACCAUCAUCGGCGUCUGCCGACCACAAUGGUCAUACGGAAAAAGCCUUGCUUCAUGAUCACAGGGCGUCCUGGGAUUAUGAGAAGCUGACAGUUGUUAGACUAACGGUUGAUCGGAACCAGAUGUUGCAGGACUGUGAUCUUCAGCUUGAUAUCUUCCAAGAGUUUACUGAAGGAAAUCGGGCUGACAGAGUACCACUGGGAAAUAUCAAAUUGAAUCUUUCGGAAUACGUGGAUAAAACGGAGAGCGAUGAAGGAAUCACGAGACGAUAUCUGAUGCAGAACAGCAAAAUCAAUGCCACAGUCAAAGUUGGCAUCGCAAUAACCCAGAUUGAAGGCGACAGCAACUUUACUGCGCCGCCACUUAAACCUGCAACCGUAUUCUCUGGAAUUGCCGGGGUUAUGUCCACUGAGCACGGCGAACUAAACAAUGAUGGUCACAUUCCCUCAGUCAAUAACAGAGGUCGCGAAUACAGUGAUCUUCAAGACAUGUAUCGCUCUACUUUAGCCGCAGCCUGGGCGACACUCCCUGAUGAACUACCUCCGGAUCAACUUAUAGAAAAUAUAUUUGCUGGCGGGGACGGGUUUCCACAAAACCACUCACGACCUAAGGCUAAUGAUGAGGAUGAGGUGCAUGAUAAUAAUUCGCUGAGUGAUGCAGGAUCACACCGAACCAUUCGCGAUAGCAAGAAUUCUCCCGACCAUAUUCCGAGAAUCAAAGAUCUCUUUACUACCCAUUCACGAAGCGAUAGCCGGCACUCUGAUUUUUCCUUUGGAGCAGUAGGCAAGGAAAGGAACGAAACAGGCGCGUUCGAGAGAUCUGGCGGGAAAAGACGGAAGAGAAAGACUCUUACAGAGUUUGAUUAUAGGGAAGAUCUACGCAGCUGGGAGAUUACAUGGGCUAAAGAGGAUCCACAGCGAUAGCACUGAGAAGCGACGGUCCGCUGGUUGUAUCAUAUCGGUUAAAUGUUUGCGAACAUGGUCAUUUCGCUGUACGGCGUUUCCCAUGCCUGCAAGCACGAGUUUUAGCGGGGAGGCAUUUUUCUUAAUAUACAAUGAAGUGAAUCAGUAUAACUAUCUAUAUACGUAAAUGUAU